This is a messenger RNA of Danio rerio (zebrafish), 3326 nucleotides long. Lineage: Eukaryota; Metazoa; Chordata; Actinopteri; Cypriniformes; Danionidae. The record is from RefSeq and is a predicted model, not a curated record.
ACUGAGGUGUGAUUGCAUUUUUUCUGAACACUGAGAGAUAAGACAUUCACUAUAUAUGUGUCUUUAGAGCCUGACAAGGAGCCAACAGAUAGGGAACCGACUUAAGAGAGAAGAUGGUGAAGUCAGCGCUGGCCGUUGUGGCUCUGCUGGCUCUAGUGUCCAGGCUUCAGGCGUUUGUGUCCGUCGGAGGAAGCGGAAACACACAUGUAACCAUCACUGGAAACACUGUUAUGGCAAAGAUUACAGAGGUUUGUGAAGCAGUGGCUGAAGCAGAAGGAAGAGAAUUCAAGCCAACGGGCUCGUCGGUAGAAGAGCUGCUGCGUGCAUGUUUGGGCACGACGGGUGAGGUUUCCGGUGCCAAGUUCCGUACGGCGCUGAAUCAGAUCUACAUGCAGAAUGGCAUCGUGGACCGGGACUUCAUGAACAGUCCAUCACACCACUUUAACAACGAGGCCUUCGCUGAGGGACGAAACCUCAUCAUUCAGGGCACUGCAGCCAUUAAAGCCAACGUCCGGUCAGAUAACCUACAGUCGGCCCGUGAAACACUGGGCAGAGUGUGCCAUACACUACAGGACUUUUACAGCCACAGCAACUGGGUUGAAUUAGGGAACAAAAGUCCAUAUGCCAACCUCAUCAGACCGGAUCUGAAUGUGGAGAACAUUGCAGAUGUUGAAAUGCCAACAUGCAGUGACUGUGCCAGUGGUACCUGUACAAACCAACUGCUACCUGCCGUCCUGAAUGGAAAGUUUCUCACUUCAGGAUACAUGGGAUUGUUCUCCUCUGACAAACCUCAAGGUAAAUGCAGCCACGGUGGCGCGUCUGAUCUCAGCAGUUCCCAGAAUCCUCGAGGUGGGAUCAGUAAAGAUGAGCGUCAGUCCCAUAACUCUAACCAACACAACAGUGCUGUGAACCUGGCGUCUGAAGCCACUCUAGAGCUGCUGGAGGACAUUCGUGGAGCUAUCGGAAACAAAGACUUCCUGCGACUGAUGGGUAUCGCACGCUCCGCAGUGCUGGCUUUUGUGAUUGACACCACCGGCAGCAUGGCAGACGACAUCGCAGAAGCAAAGAGAGUGGCCUACAACAUCAUUGACACCAAGAAAGGAACUCAGGAUGAACCGUCUGAAUAUAUUCUGGUGCCAUUCAACGAUCCAAAGUUUGGACCUCUGAUUAGAACCACAAACCCAGAUGUGAUGAAGUCUGAGAUCUCCAAGCUGAAAGCUGAAGGAGGCGGAGAUAUCCCAGAAAUGUGCUUGUCAGCGCUUCAGUUGUCUCUGACUGGUGCACCAUCUUCUUCCCAUAUCUACGUGUUCACCGACGCUCCACCAAAAGAUACUCACCUGGAGAAAACCAUCACAGCCCUCAUCCGUAGCACCAAGUCCACUGUGUCUUUCUUCAUGACCCCAUCAAAGAGGAGGAGGAGGGCAGUGGCAGCAGCCUCUACGUUUCAGGUGUAUUACGACAUGGCUUUAGCUUCUGGAGGUCAAGCUAUCGAGGUCCCCAAAUCCAGCCUCUCUCAAGCCACCGACAUCAUUGUGGACACCUCCACUUCAGCACUGGUGACCAUUCUCCAGCGCUCCAGGAGUCCGGGACGGAAAGAGAGUUUCCCUUUCCUGUUGGACAAGUCUAUGUCCAACACUACCAUCUACAUCACAGGAAGCAGCCUCACAUUCAACCUGCACAGCCCUUCUGGUGUGUCUCAAUCUAACUCUGUGGUCAAUGGACCUCUGGGAACCAUUCACAGAGUGGGAAACCUGCAACGAAUCCAGCUAAACGGGAGUGACACAGGCCUGUGGCAGAUUGAAAUGACCACAACUCAGCCCUACACCGUAAAAGUGACUGGUCAGAGUGCGAUUACAUUCAUCUACGAUUUUGUGGAGGAGUUCAAAGGACCCCAUCCUGGAUUUGCUGUCAUCGACGGCCGGCCAUCAGCAGGCUCACCAGCUAAGCUGCUGUUGACACUGACUGGAGAGAAGGGUCCAGAGGCUCUGGAGGUGCAUCAGGUGGCUCUUGUGGAGGUUUCUGGGGAAAAGGUGUCCAAUGGGACUGUAGACAAAAUGGCCGAUGGAGAUUUGCUGGUUACUGUGAAAGAAGUGCCUGGGGGAGAGUUUGUGGUCCUGCUGAAAGGAAAAGACAAGACUUACUCCAGCCUGUUUCAGAGGCAGACCACCACACAGAUGUCCCUGUCCAAAGUCACCAUCAAGGCAGUGGCCGACAGCUCUAUGCUUCCAGGAGAAGUAUUUAAACUUAAUUUUACAGUUACGACCAAUGGAACUGGCGGUGCCUACACAAUCCGUGCCAGGAACGACAAGAACAUCCCCAUGUCACAUCCGUCAACGCUCAAUGUUGCGAGCGGCGGCAGUGCUCAAGGGACCAUUUCUCUCACUCCUCCUUCUGCAACGCUCUCAGGAACCGAUGUCACGCUGACCAUCGAGGCUGAAGGCCCUGGAGGAGCGGAUUCAAACUAUGCUGUCCUUCGGCUUUCAGUUCUCUCUAAGGUGACUGACUUGACGCCUCCAAAAUGCUCAAUUGUGGACGUCCAGGGUGUUUGCUACGCCUCUGCUUGCAGCUCGUCAAACUGGGAACUGUCUGUCAACAUCACAGACGGCAACGGCACAGGCAUCCAGAGCAUUUCCAUCCAGCAGGGCAGUGGAAACUUCACCCAGAAGGUAGCGGAGGAUGUAGUGAUGGGUCGUUACGAGGCCUCUUGUUGCUCAACUUCUGUGACUUUGUCCGCUGUCGACAAGGUAGGGAAUGUCGGCAGAUGCAGUUACAACAUGAAGUCUGGCACAGGGCCUCGUCUUUUCACCAUGUCCAUUCCUUUAUGGGCAUCUCUGCUGUUGUACGUGGUUCUGCGCGAUGUGUCUCUGUAAUGAUCAGGAGUUCAUAGCAAAUACACAAUCCUCCAAUUCAUCUUUAUUUUUAAAAAUAUGAAGUAUUUUCAGGUAUGGAGGACAACCAGUGAAGAAUCAUGCAGCUUAUUUACAACCUACAAACACGUCCAAAUAGAUGAAAGAUUUAUGAGUAAAUAAAUAUAUGUAUGUAUCAGGAUUUAUGCAUAUUUAUGGUGUCUUGAGAAAGCCGACAUACUGUUAUACUACAUUAACUUUUUCUUCUUUUUGUUAUAAUUUUUAUAUGCAUCUCCUCCUAGACAGUCCAUGCUACAAACACCAAACUUACUCCAGAUCUCCACACUGGUCUGACUCGGGUUGCUAUAUCUUUAGGAACUGAUCUAACUUACGGUUUUCCGAAAACUGACCUGGAAAAUUCUGAAAAGUCUAAUUGACUUAACAUUGGACCAAACUUUGUGACCUCAUAACUUUGGCCCA